Molecule: messenger RNA, 1356 nt
Organism: Trichomonas vaginalis G3
Lineage: Eukaryota; Parabasalia; Trichomonadida; Trichomonadidae
Product: transmembrane protein 181 family
Exons: 1
Coding region: 1-1356 (451 amino acids)
Molecular function (GO): toxic substance binding
Source: RefSeq, a predicted model, not a curated record
AUGAUAUCACAAAAUGCCGAUUCUUCUUCAGGUAACAUGAUAGACAUACAGAUCGAAGAGUCUUUAGGUCGUGAAACCUUAAUGACAAUUGACUCUUCUAAUUUCAAGGAAGAUUUGUUUUCAAUCCUUGGAUUUAUCAUAAUACUCGUAAUUACUACGAUCACUGGUAUAAUUGGUCCGAAAUCAUACGAUUGCCACGCACAAAAAUUAUUAAUUGAUCAAAACAAAUUAGAAAUGCAAUUAUCUCAUAAUCACAUCAGCGUAUACAACAGAUACACAAAAAUAUUUAUUGAAUUCGAAAAAGAUAGCUCCAACGAAAUUCCAAAAUCAGUCGGACUUAUUGACUAUAGCAUCGCUUUAACAAACAAAAAGGUAAUAGUAAAUAAUUACUAUGGCAAAAUUUCAAAUCAAACCCUCAAUUUCCAGACAGGAUCUUCAACUUCUGAUCAAAUUUUGUUAUAUUCCAGUCCAUUAAUUGAAUACGAUGCAAUCCGUAUUGACAUUGUUGUUACAGAUGCUGAACACCUUCGUGCUGCCCAAGUUUCUCAUUAUUUGGCAACAAUUCAACAUUCCUAUUAUGAAAUUUACUUCAGAACUGCAUUCGCAAUUAUUGAGUUCAUGUUACUGAUCCUUUUCGUAUUCAGCCUUCGCAAAGUUUCUUAUUCUUUCUGGCAUUUAGAGCAAAAAUUAACAUUACACUUACAGUUUUUGUCAAUGCUCUUCAACAACCCUCUCAUAUACUUAACAAUCACAUAUCCAUCUAAAACUGGCCUAAUUUUGGAUAUUUUAAUUAAAUCGAUUUUUACGACUUAUUUCAGGUAUUUCGUACUUGUUUUAUUCGAUUCAUUAAGAUACAAGAACAGAAAGACAGAUCCAUGCUUCUUUGUCCCAAAGAUCCUUUUCUCCUUCGCAAUGUUCGCAACAAUUUAUCUGAACACAAUGAUCACAGAAUUACCAAGCUACCUUCCAUUCGAAUUAUCAGAUGAAGUUAAGAAGUACAUUGAUACAGCUGAUACUGCUCUUUUCGGAGUUUACCUUGUUUGGGCUGCAAUUACAACUUUAUUUGCAGGCUGCCAGGUCGACAUCACAGAGAGAUAUAAGUAUGUAAUCUAUAUUAUCUCAGGAAUUGCUGCUUUGGCACUUUUGGCCACUUCAGAAUUAUUAUUCAAAUUCUUCAAGUUCUUCCAGGAUUCAUCACUUCAAUUUGUUGAACAGUUCUCUAUUUACAAUGUUUUCUCAAUGCUCAUGGUCUAUUUCCACUGGCCAUUUGAAAUCUUUAGAGAUCAAGACUAUCUUGACGGUGACCUCCAAGCUGAUUUACCAGGUCAAUUUUUUGUAAAUGAAGAUGAAGAAUAA